This is a messenger RNA of Acytostelium subglobosum LB1, 627 nucleotides long. RefSeq lists its product as hypothetical. Gene Ontology annotation, cellular component: ribonuclease P complex. Gene Ontology annotation, biological process: tRNA 5'-leader removal. The transcript has 2 exons. Lineage: Eukaryota; Evosea; Eumycetozoa; Acytosteliales; Acytosteliaceae. The coding region runs from base 1 to 627 and encodes 208 amino acids. The record is from RefSeq and is a predicted model, not a curated record.
AUGUUGGUUGAAUUGAUAUGGCAUCAAGAAGAGUCACCAAUUAAUGGAGUACCAAGACCUCUAUUAUCAUCUACAUGGUGUCAAGCAUUACUGGGGCAGAAAUGUCGAGAUCUACUUGGUUCAGUUACAGCACAUGCAUUCCUCAAGUCUCUAAAGUUUAUUUAUUGUAACUCUGCUACAAAUAUGAUGAUCAUAAGAUGUAACUUUGAAUGGCAUAGGGAUUUCUGGACUGUAUUGUCAAUGAUCACAACGUAUUGUGGCUUUGAUAUAUACUUUAGAGUGCUACAUGUGGCUGGCUCAAUCAAGUCUAUACAUAAGGCAAGCAUUCGUCUGUUGGACAAACCUAUCAUUAUGCCAAUGUUCAAUGCUGUGCAGGCUCAAGCUGAACAACUUGGAAUGACAAUCGACAAUGACAACACUGUUGUCUCAACAUCAAAUGUGAAUGUCGAGUCUGGAUUAGAGGUCAACAUAUCGAAUUCAGAUGUUGAAGACAAUGAUGGUGAUGAUGAUGAUGAUGAUGUGAAGAUGGAUGAUGAGCCAAAACGACAAACAAAGAAGGGGCAACAGUUGCCAACAGGUGGACAAAGCAAAAAGUCAGCGAAACAGAAGCAGCCUGCGAAGAAGUAG